UUAAUUUUUUAUAUUAGUUCUUCCAUCAUCUUUAAUUUUCUCCCAUAUCAACAUCAUUCCUUCAUUUGCCACAUUCUUGCUUCUUGAUUCUUCAUGCUUAGUCUAUUUUGACCAUAAGAUAAUUGGCCAACUUUCACUUUUUCUCUUGAGCAGAAUGCACACCAUCUGAUUUUAUUUUGCAUGCCAUGAUUUUUCAAUGGCUUCUAGUACUAAUUUGGAUCUUUAUUGGCUCAAGCUAUGGCCAACAGUUCUAUGAUCCAACCUCAUGUUUUUCUAGUAUCACUUCUCCAGGCACAAGAUACACAUGUAGUAGUUCACCAAAAAAUUCCUGUCAGACAUUUUUGGUUUAUAGAGCCAACCAAGAUUACACAACAAUCUCUGCUGUAUCUUACUUGUUUGGAAUAUUGGACCCUGAUGAACUACUCAACAUGAACAAUGUCACGUCUUCGUCACAGAUUCUUGAAAUUGGUAGAGAAGUGAUUGUUCCAAUUCAAUGUUCUUGUUUAGGUGAAUUCUUUCAAGCAAAUGUUAGUUACAUUGCACCUACAAACACGAAAUUCGACGAUGUUGCUUGUGGUGUUUUUGAAGGUCUAGUUAAGUCUGUCACACUUUAUGAGCAGAACAAGAAAAUCAAAUUUUCUGAUGAAAUUAAAGGUGGAACAGAGUUGCUUGUGCCUUUGAAAUGUGCAUGUCCUGAUAAAUUCUUUGGUCCUGGAUUAAAGUACCUUGUGACAUACCCUUUUAUUACAGGUGAUGAUACAGGAAAAGUAAGUGAAAAAUUCAGUAUUCCUGUUGAAGAUAUAUGGGGAGCUAAUAAUUUAAGUUUUGAUCCCCCUGUUUUUUCUAACACAACAAUUUUGGUCCCCCUUAGAGGCGAACCGUCAAUAAAUUUCAGCAAUAUUCAUGAUUCUGAACCUCCUAGCCCUGGUUUUCUACCAACUCAACUGGUCGAAAAAUCAUCCAAAAAUCCGAAAAUAAAGAAACUCUAUAUUGCAGGAUCAGUUAUUGGUUUUUUUCUUGUUGCUGCAACUUUAGUUGCUUGUGGUUUAUAUGUAAGGGCCUUAAAGAAAUUCAAGGCAGAGCGGACAAUACAUAAGGGGUCUUUUAAUUCAGGUUCAUUAACUCCAAGAAGCUCGCCUCCAAUAUCCGGUCCAACGCCUGCUAGAAGCUCAACGAAUUCGUGCUUUUCUCCUGAUUUGCUUGCAGGAAUAAAGUACACUUUAGGGGAGUACAACAUAGAUGAAUUGACAAACGCGACGGGUAAUUUUAGUGAAGAGACUAAGAUAAGUGACAAUGUAUACAAGGGAUGUGUUGAUAAUAAUGCAGAAGUACUGAUCAAGAGAAUAAGAUUUGAGGACACUAGACAAGUAAUUGAUGUACAUUCAAGAAUCAAUCAUGUGAAUAUUGUAAAGCUUCAAGGUGUUUGUUAUGGCGAGGAUGAUAUAACAGGAUCUUAUCUUGUAUUUGAAUAUCCAUCCAAUGGGACUUUAAGGGACUGUUUGUCUAAUUCCUCUAUUUCUUCUCUAAAGUGGCAUAAAAGGACUCAAAUUGCUUUUGACAUUGCCACAGGGCUACACUACUUGCACUUUUGCACAAUUCCACCUUAUACACACAUGAACAUCAACAGCAAAAACGUCUUCUUGACCCCGAAUUGGAGGGCAAAAUUGGCCGUUUUUGGAGCUAAAGCAAGCAUUGGAGCAACCAGGGAAGUUGGAAGUAUCGGGAGUCUAGGAGGGUGGAUUGCCCCUGAACAUCUAGUACAUGGUUCGGUGUCUGAAAAAGUGGACAUUUUUGCAUUCGGAGUAGUACUACUCGAGCUCAUAUCGGGGAAAGAAGACGUUGAUGGGAAUUUCUUGAGGGAUUCAAUUACUUUUUUGGGAGGGGGAGCUAAUGAGGGAGGAUGUUUUGAACAAUUGAAGAAUUUUAUUGAUCCAUGCCUUAUGGAAGAUUACCCUUUAGCAGAGGCAUUGUGUUUAGCUGUUUUAGCUAAAGCUUGUAUUGAAGAUGAUCCUCUUCAUAGGCCAUCGACGGAUGAUAUAAUUAAAGUCCUUGCAAGAAUGGUAUGAGUUCAUAAACACAUUUUUCCAUCUGGUGUCCGGUACCAGCAUUAAGGGCCGACUAAAUUCGGGUUCGCAACUGGAAACACAUUUCAUUCAUAUUGUACUUGCAAGGCAAUUUAUGUCACAUUGUAGCUACAUUAUUCACUAGA
Molecule: messenger RNA, 2209 nt
Organism: Lycium barbarum (goji berry)
Lineage: Eukaryota; Viridiplantae; Streptophyta; Magnoliopsida; Solanales; Solanaceae
Product: lysM domain receptor-like kinase 4
Exons: 1
Coding region: 186-2066 (626 amino acids)
Biological process (GO): protein phosphorylation
Molecular function (GO): protein kinase activity; ATP binding
Source: RefSeq, a predicted model, not a curated record